GCUACGCAUGCGCAGUGGCAAGUCGCCGUCAAAAAUGCCGAUGUGGCUGCCGAAAUAUUAAACUUCCAGGUCGCCUGUGGGAUUUAAAGCAAACUGUCGCAAUGAAUGUUUUCUUUCUGGCUUUGUUUUGUGUCUGCGGCUUUGUCGCAGCAGACGAAGACGAGAGGCUGCCGAAUAAAUGCGAAGUGUGUAAGUUUCUGACAGUGGAGCUGCAGGAUGCUCUGGCGAAAACCGGCCGCUCCAAAGAAGUGCUGGAGGUUGGAGAAGUGCUGGAUACAGGCAAGAGAAGAAGAAAGAUCAAAUACAACACGUCGGAGACUCGGCUGACAGAGGCGUUGGACAACAUAUGUGAGCGCAUCCUGCAGUAUAACGUCCAUGCAGAGAGGCCGGGCAGCCUUCGAUAUGCCAAGGGAGCCAGUCAGACCAUGACAACUCUGAAGAACUUGGUCCACAAAGGAGUUAAAGUGGAUCUGGGCAUGCCGUUUGAACUGUGGGACGAGCCGUCUGUAGAGGUGUCGGACAUGAAGAAACAGUGUGAGACGAUGCUGGAGGAGUAUGAGGAGGUGGUGGAGGACUGGUACUUCCAUCAUCAGGAGCAGAGACUGGAGAACUUCCUCUGUGAGAGCCACAUCCUCAAGACAUCAGAGCUAGAAUGCCUUAAGGAGGUGUGGAAAGGAGACAUGGGGAAAAAAGGAGGGGCUGGCGAGGCAGGGGGCGACAGCACUGAAGAAGAAGGAGUGAAUGACAACACAAAGAAAGAAGAGCAAAAGACGCAUGACGGUGGGGAACUAUGAGGAAAACACUUUGAAAGAAAGAAAAAUGCAGAAGACAACACAAAACCUCAGUUUUAGAAUUUGGCUGGCAUGUUUUUAACUGUUUUCUUGGAGGCAAAGUCCAGUGCAUAUAUUUACACUAUUUUAACUAUUUCAGCUUUUGAAUGAAAAAUCUUAUUUUAACUUUAUUUCUGGUGCCAAAUUUAGUGAUAGUUUACAUUGAGAGUUACAUUGGUGUGAGAUUAUGCUUUGUACAAUUUAACACUAAAUUUCUCCUGUUAUUUUUAUAGAAAUGGUUUUAGCCUUUUAUAAACUGUUGCACCUUUUAAAACACUCAUCUAUUUGGAUUAAGGUUUGAAGCCUUUACCAUGUUGAGACUCUUUCAGUGUUAUAUGUGUGUGAACGCUGUUACAUCUCUUCUUAUGCCAACACUAUAUGGUACAUAUGACUUAUUUUUUACCCCUAACUGCCAUCUUUAAUUGCAAUAUGUACAGUUUUUCAUGUUGAAUAAAAUGCUUUUUAUACA
Messenger RNA from Seriola aureovittata, 1299 nucleotides. It is a transcript of the gene cnpy4, whose product is annotated as canopy FGF signaling regulator 4. The record is from RefSeq and is a predicted model, not a curated record. The transcript is spliced from 6 exons. Gene Ontology annotation, cellular component: endomembrane system. NCBI's taxonomy places the organism in Eukaryota, Metazoa, Chordata, Actinopteri, Carangiformes, Carangidae. Bases 102 to 794 code for a protein of 230 amino acids. Gene Ontology annotation, molecular function: signaling receptor binding.